This is a messenger RNA of Dinoponera quadriceps, 672 nucleotides long. RefSeq names its product 10 kDa heat shock protein, mitochondrial. Gene Ontology annotation, molecular function: protein-folding chaperone binding; metal ion binding; ATP binding. The record is from RefSeq and is a predicted model, not a curated record. The transcript has 3 exons. Lineage: Eukaryota; Metazoa; Arthropoda; Insecta; Hymenoptera; Formicidae. Bases 133 to 447 code for a protein of 104 amino acids. Gene Ontology annotation, cellular component: mitochondrial matrix.
CGCGGCGCGCUCCACUCCGUUCCGGCCGGCCGCGACUCGAGGUUGCACAAUUGUGCGCGCACGAGUUCCUCAGCGUGCUGUUUUCUCUCACCGGCGUUUCCACGCGUUCCUGACUACGAAGAGACCGCGAUUAUGGCUGCUGCUAACGCUGUGAAGAGGCUUAUUCCUCUUUUCGACCGAGUCCUCGUACAAAGGGCUGAGGCCAUAACCAAGACGAAAGGUGGCAUUGUACUCCCAGAGAAAGCACAAGCAAAGGUACUACGAGGUACCGUUGUGGCGAUAGGACCUGGAUCGAGGAAUGAUAAAGGCGAUCACGUGCCUUUGAGCGUCAAAAUCGGAGAUACUGUUUUACUUCCCGAAUAUGGCGGCACCAAAGUUGAGCUCGAGGACAACAAAGAGUAUCAUCUGUUCCGCGAGUCGGAUAUUUUAGCCAAAGUAGAAGCUUAAGGUUACUCGACUCUAAGUUACGUUCUUGAAGUUUUGUAAGUGCUACAAACCGUUCCUCCAACAGCUCGCGAGUUUACACACAGCAGAGUGUGCAGUCGUAUCGAAUAACUAAAGUUAGACACCUGACGGAAGGAACUUGUUAAAAGGAUUUGUUGCUGUUGGAGCGCCAUUAUUUCAACACAUGUACAUACAUCCUCUGAUAAAAUAAAGCAUUUGUCUACUGUA